UAUCAGAGGUUCCCUUGGAGCUCACAGGCCUGGGUGCUGAAAUGAACAGCUCCUUUCAGGAAGAGAGCCUUAUGGAAGGCCAAUGUAAAGUGCACCGGCAGGCAGCCAACGUAAGGGAGAGGAGGCGUAUGCUGAGCAUUAAUUCUGCCUUUGAAGAGCUGAGGAGCAGAGUUCCAACUUUUCCCUAUGAGAAGCGCCUUUCAAAGAUUGACACGCUACGACUAGCUAUUGCUUAUAUAGCAUUGCUCAGUGAUAUCCUGUCUUCGGGAAUGGACCCCAAGUCUUAUGUGGAUGAGUUUGUUAGGACAGGUUUGAAGAGCCCCCAGAGCAACAUCUGGAACACAAGUGAUCUUACCGCCCGCCUCUCUUGGAUUAAGUGGGACUGAAGCAGCAGCCAGGGAAUGAAGAGCCGGUCUGAGCCAGGUGCCAGAUUCUCACCAACAUUAGGCCUGGGAGUCCCUUUACAUGCCAUUCCCAGGCACUGGAUCACUAGCUCAAAGGGAACAUACUGAAGGACUGUUUUCACCUGUUAAUUGAUUCCAGGUUAUGUCUCUGUUAAACAUGGCAAGCAACAUGUUUAUUUAAAGGGUAUUAAAAUCAACAUGAAUGAGGAAGCACUUUUAUCUUUAUAUAUGGUAUUAGUGGAUUUGUUUGUGUCAAGAAAAGGGUUUAAAUGCCGCCGCCUUAAUAUGGUAGAACAAUUGUCUGAAGAUGAGCACCCAGAUCCUUUGGAGGCAAGUCUGAAGCACAAUUCAGCAGAAAGCCAGUUGGAAAUCAGGAAUAAAGGACUUUCUAUAAUAAUUUUAUUUUUCUUUGUAUAAAAGUGUAAAUCACCAUGGUUAAUUAUAUAAUGGUUUAAAGUUACUUGUAAAUAUAAUUACUAUUGAAAACAGUA
Molecule: messenger RNA, 895 nt
Organism: Xenopus laevis (African clawed frog)
Lineage: Eukaryota; Metazoa; Chordata; Amphibia; Anura; Pipidae
Product: helix-loop-helix protein 13-like
Exons: 2
Coding region: 42-386 (114 amino acids)
Source: RefSeq, a predicted model, not a curated record